CUUCAAUCCGUAAACCUCAAAAACAAUGUCAUUUAAGUUCGGUUAGAAGAAUUUAUUUGGAAAGUUUCCUGGACGUGAAGUACCAGCCCCUGCGAGUGUAAUAUGUUUAUGGCACGCAGUUUUUUCUGAGAAUGUUGGCUGGGAAUGUCAAUCAUCGCCAUUGUAUUUGUUGACAUCAUAAUUUUAUCUUAAUCGACGGGUGAGUCAUGGAGCCUAACACCAUCGAAGUGUUUACUUACGUACACAACUGAUCCAAUAAGCGAAAACGAAGACAUUCCAGACUCGAAUUGAAUUUUGAUAGCGGACGACGUGUAGAGUUUAUUGUGCGGUAAAUCAUCAUUUCUUCGAGAAAAAUUGAAAAAGCGUUUGGUCAUUUCUUGAUAGUAAAGUUAGCGAGAAAGCCUUAUUUCUAAUUAGCUUGCACCUGUCGAUGAAUUUACUUUACCCUACAACGUACGCCUUUUGUAUCACAUUCUUCCUAAUCUUUUCACGCGGAACAAUGUCAAGCUCAUUUGGUUCAGAAAUUACGAAUCCAUCUUCGGGAUUCGCUUUUGAUCUCUAUCAGCACGUUAUCAAAGGCAAAGAGCAGCAGAACGUGGUUUUAUCGCCGCUUUCCAUUUACACCGCCCUGGGACUGGCCUACAUGGGCGCUGGUGGGAGAACUAAGGAAGAGAUGGCUUCGGUUUUAAGGAUUUCUACUAAUGCCACUGAAUCCAAGGAAAGUUUCCGUCGUCUUCUUUGCAAGUACAAAGCCAGUUCAAUGCUAUCGAUAGCGAACAAAGUCUAUGUACAAUCAGGAAAGAAUUUGCAACCCUCAUUCGUGGAAGCUUCAGAAAAAGUGUUCAGCUCGGAAGCAGACGUCAUUAAUUUCUCACAGAGCGACGUCGCUGCUAAAACUAUCAAUAGCUGGGUAGAAUCGAAGACGAACAACAAGAUCCAGAAUCUAAUUGAUCCCAGCAACUUAGAUUCGAAUACAAUGAUGGUUUUGGUGAACGCUAUAUAUUUUAAGGGAUUCUGGAAGAAUCAGUUUAGGAAAGAACUGACCAAGAAAGCUGAUUUCUGGACGAGUGAAACUGAAUCGGUCAAAGUUGACAUGAUGUCUAAUAACAAGGCCCACUACCCUUAUGGUGUUUUCGAGGACUUAGACGCUGCCGCUGUAGAACUUCCAUUUCGCGAUGAGGAUCUUGCAAUGCUAAUUAUUCUACCCAACUCGAAGACUGGUCUACCUUCUUUAGAAGCGAAACUGCGUUCCAUGGAUUUGUUUAAACUGAGACAGCGAAUGCAUAGUGAAGAAGUUAUUGUCAGUAUGCCAAAGUUCAAGAUAGAAUUCAGUAUUGAGUUAAACGAUGUUCUAUCAGAGAUGGGUAUGAGCUCAAUGUUUUCGGACAAUGCAGAUUUUUCAGGAUUACUCAAUUCUGCCGAACCACUUAAGGUUUCUAAGGUCAUACACAAAGCCUUCAUCGACGUCAACGAGGAGGGGGCAGAAGCAGCAGCAGCUACAGCAGGGCAUGUAAUUCGCAAACGUUGCAUUCAGUUCACGCGAGAGUUUAUUGCCGAUCAUGCAUUUAUUAUUGCACUUAUCGCAACAAGCAACGAAGAUCCUUCUGUGGCUUUCCUUGGAUGUUUAAAAUCUUAUCAGCCCAAUAAGCUUCACGAUGAACUUUAAGAAAAUAAUUGCAUAGAUAACACAUGUAGCAGGUCCACAUACUAAGCAGUUAGUAACCGUCAGUGAAUUUAUAUGAAAUAUUGAAAGUUUCGUUACCGAAACAGUAUGUUAAUAUUAAUAGUUUUUGAAAACGGAAGGAAUGCAUUGGGAAGUUUGGAAUGUUUGAUGUAGAUCCAAAUCGCACAGUUAUCUUGUGUUAGAUUAUAAUGUAUUUCGUUCGAAAACGUAAAAUGAUUAUCAACGCAAACUAGUUCUUUCGAUAUUUAUAUAAGUUUUCAAAUGUUGUGUUUGUGGUGAACUGGCAAAUUUAUAAGAUUUUUUCGUAUCGUAAAACAUCCACUUUCUUCCAAACAAUAGACGUUGAAAAUGUGAAUCAAGACGAAAAAUUAGUCAAAUGCAUAAAAUUUUUGCAAUUUUUAUCUGAAAGUAAUCUCAACUGUUAUCUUUGCCUCGCUACGUUGAACCAUUGUACAUUUUUCGAGCAGUCUUAUGAUUAAAUGUAAUGCAUUUUGUGUCGCUUAUCCUAACUUAAUUAUUUAUAAGAUUCAAUGGGGGUUUCACCUUCCAAACAUUCAUUUAAACCAUUCUCUAGCACAUACACUCUGACUUUAUU
This is a messenger RNA of Hermetia illucens (black soldier fly), 2279 nucleotides long. Its product is annotated as serpin B4-like. The record is from RefSeq and is a predicted model, not a curated record. Gene Ontology annotation, molecular function: serine-type endopeptidase inhibitor activity. The transcript has 4 exons. NCBI's taxonomy places the organism in Eukaryota, Metazoa, Arthropoda, Insecta, Diptera, Stratiomyidae. The coding region runs from base 431 to 1666 and encodes 411 amino acids.